This is a messenger RNA of Blepharisma stoltei, 725 nucleotides long. Lineage: Eukaryota; Ciliophora; Heterotrichea; Heterotrichida; Blepharismidae. The record is from the annotation of a GenBank genome assembly.
AUGGGAAUAUGUGCUUGCAGUGAACAGUUAAGUGCUAUAAAAAUUAUAAGAGGAUAUCUACUAGCUGCUUAUCUGGCAUAAACUCACCAGAACUAUGGAUUAGCUCCCUAGGUUAGAAUCGCCUCUUGCGGAUGUCUGUUCAGAUAAGCAAGACUAAAUUGGAGGCAAAUCUGUCUAGCUCAUCUGGCAGGGGCAGAGAAAACCUUUGGAGAGAAACAAAACUUCCUCUUCGGCAUAUCGAAGGCCUACUUCAAAAAGUAACAGAGACACUAUUUUCAUUCAUCUGGUCCUAUCUUCCCCAUAGGGAGUGUGUCUCGGAGUCCAAUUUCCGUCAACGUCACCAUUUUAUUUCUAUUUGCAGUGAAAGGAAUGCAUACUUAGACCACACCACAGCAAAAGAUUAUCGAGCUAAAAUGGUGGUAGAGUACUUGGAUGGGCUAAAAAAAUUUAAAAAUAAAAAAGCUGACGAAAGUGACGAAGAAAGCGAAUACGAAAAUACAAGUGGAGGAGAAAAUUCAUUCGACAAUUCAUUAUUUAAUAUCCCAGAAGGACUCAACGAAGGAGAUGUUUUUGUAAUAGGAGAUAGAAGCCAAUUUAAAGUUGUGAAAGUCACUGAUUAUUACGAAAACUCGAUCACUCAUUGCAUAGCAUGCAACGUUAAUAUCCCAGCCCAUCAAAUAAAAACACAUGCAAAAUUAGCUGACCAUAUGAAAAAAAUAGUUUAA